AGCCCAGCCCACACCGUGUCCUCGCCGCCACUCCAGCGCACCGCCUCGCCGAGAGAGCGCUCCAGCCGAGCAGAGCCUGCGCCCUCUCCCCGGAGACAGAGCCCGCAGUGUGUGUGUGUGUGUGUGUGUGGGGAGGGGGAGCAGUGAAGCGGUGCCUGACCACCCCAGGGAGAGAGCUAGCUCCAGGAGCCGUCCAACACCGCGUCCAACUGCCGCCUGCCUCCCAGCGCCGUGCAUUAACAGGUUGUUGAGAGUACGAGAGGCGACAGACAGCGAGCCUCCUUGUCCGAGUGUGAAGCCGAGCCCCCUCUCUCUCUCUCUCUCUGCGCCAUCGACCCCGGCCAGCCCCGCUCCGGUAAUGUGAUCCGGCUGUCAGUGACCCAGGGGACGGACGGGACGGGACGGGACGAGGCGGGGGAAGGGGGCAGGGAGAGCGGGGAACUUUCCCUGGAUCGCACUUUGUGGAGUUGGCGAGGAGAGAGGAGCCCGCAUGAUAAGCUCGGUGUGUGUCUCAUCUUACCGGGGACGUAAGUCGGGCAAUAAAGCUCCGUCCAAGCCAUGUGUGAAGGGGGAGAUGCAGAGAGGCGAGACGUGCGAGCGCAUCACCAUUAACGUUGGUGGCAGCCGGCAUGAGACGUACCGCAGCACCCUGCGCACACUGCCCGGUACCCGGCUAGCUGGCCUGGCCGAGCCCGGCGCCGACCGCGACCCGGGCUCCGGACACUUCUUCUUCGACCGCCACCCGGGCAUCUUCGCCUACGUGUUGAACUACUACCGUACGGGCAAGCUGCACUGUCCGGCCGACGUGUGCGGGCCGCUGUUCGAGGACGAGCUGGCCUUCUGGGGACUGGACGAGACGGACGUGGAGCCGUGCUGCUGGAUGGCUUACCGACAGCACCGUGACGCCGAGGAAGCUCUCGACAUCUUCGAGCCGUCCGACGGGGCGGAGAGGGACCCGGAGUCCGGCCACGACCCUGACCCGGACUCUGAGCCCGGCUCCGGCCGCAUGCUGGGACUGGAAGCGCGGAGCUACAGGAGACCACCUCUCGCCGGCUGCUGGCGGCGCUGGCAGCCCAGAUUGUGGGCACUGUGUGAAGACCCAUACUCAUCCCGGGCAGCACGGGGUAUUGCCUUUGUAUCUCUCUUUUUCAUCCUGUUGUCCAUCACCGCCUUCUGCCUCGAGACGCACGAGGCCUUCAACAAGGUAGUGAACUUAACGGUGAACGUGGGAGAGGGGAACAACACGCGGGUGGAGAGGGUCUACAGGCUGGAGACGGAGCCGGCCCUCUUGUAUGUGGAAGGAGUGUGCGUGGUGUGGUUCACCUUGGAAUUCCUCGCCCGCAUCAUCUUCUGCCCCAACAAGCUCCUCUUUGUCAAGAACAUGCUCAACAUCAUUGACUUUGUGGCCAUUCUGCCCUUCUACCUGGAGCUGGCUCUUCGCGGCUUGCCCUCCAAGGCGGCGAGGGACGCUCUGGGCUUCCUGCGGGUAGUGCGUUUCGUCCGCAUCCUGCGCAUCUUCAAGCUGACGCGUCACUUUGUGGGGCUGAGGGUGCUGGGCCACACGCUCCGUGCCAGUACCAAUGAGUUCCUCCUGCUUGUCAUCUUCCUGGCCUUGGGCGUCCUCAUCUUUGCCACCAUGAUCUACUACGCUGAGCGCUUUGGCGAAAGCCCCAACAGCCUGAAUCCCACUCACUUCAAGAACAUCCCCAUCGGUUUCUGGUGGGCGGUGGUCACCAUGACGACCCUGGGCUACGGAGACAUGUUUCCCCAGACGUGGUCGGGCAUGUUGGUGGGCGCGCUGUGUGCCCUGGCCGGUGUCCUCACCAUCGCCAUGCCCGUGCCUGUCAUCGUCAACAACUUUGGCAUGUACUACUCGCUGGCCAUGGCCAAGCAGAAGCUGCCCAAGAAACGGCGGAAGCACAUCCCCGGCGGGGCUCCGGACAAGACCCUGGGGCGGUGCAAACCGGACACCACCUCCAGGGGCAGCAGCACCCACACCGACAGUGCACCACUUGCCGCUGAACACAUACCGGACAGGAGGAACUCAGACUCAAAGCAGAAUGGCGAUGCCAAUGUGGCCGUGUCGGAUGACGAGAGCGCAGCGUUGAGCCGGCCACGGACCCCGGACAAGAACCACUCUGUCAAACGCUCCUCCACCAGCAGAGGCCGGACCAAGACCACGCCUGCCUGCUUCUUACUGACGGCCGAGAACUGCAAAGAUGUCCUCACAACUAAUUACUCUCAAGCAGAGGUGGUGACCCUCUCGUAACGGAGUGAGAAUGUGAUCCGUGAUGCCUUGUCUAAUGCAACGCCAGGGAGGAGAGCUGGAAGAGGCACGAUCUGUCACUCACACCUCGGAAGAUCAGAAGCUUCGAACCAACAAACGCCCAUAAACCCAUCAACGUUGUAAUAUAUAUAUUUAUUCCUGUAGAAGCAUGAAUGCAUGGUGGUUCUGUAAAUUAUGUAUUAUGAAGAAAAAUCUAUAUAUAUAUAUAUUAUAUAUAACAUUUCUAUAUGAAUUAUAGACAUUUGUUACCAUCCCGAUCAUAAUGUCCAAGAUCCUUUGAAUCGCAGCAAUAGAUUGAUGAUCUCAUUGUAACAAUUUUGUUGCAUAUUUUAUACUGAUGUACUGGUAUCUAACUGGGUAAGAAGCAAGAUGUAUAAACUCUACAUCCGAGUGCUUUAUUGUGAUGGCUGUCGUGUUCCAGUUUGUGUCGUAUCGUAGCAGCAGAGGUCAAUUGUCAAAAGUUCUUUGAAGCUGAUGUUAUUUCAUGUGAUCAAGUCUCUUUCCCACAUUGAUCCCAGUCACGUCUGUCUUUGUAGAGAUGAGCUUAAUUUUGGUGUUCUGAAGUGAAUCAAAGAUGCUAUAAGAAUAAAGCACACAGCACCAGGGGGGGGGUAAAUCAGGAAAUUUGUAUGGGAAAUCAACAGCCCCAGAACAGAUGAUGCCACUCAAACACUACACUGCUUUUCACAAGUACAGAAAGUGCUGAGGUAACUCAGUGGGUCAGGCAGCAUCUCUGGAGAACAUGGAUCGGUGACGUUUCAGGUUGGGACCCUUCUUCAGAUUGGCUUUGAGUUGUUGUUUGGUGCUGGCUGCACUGUGCAUUUGCAGAGUUACUCUAGACAUGGUCCAACUGUGAUGUGGGUGAGAAGCUGGGCUUGAGCGAUUCUCUGUAUGGGUUGUUGUACUGUUCAGUGCCUGGUCUCUCUGCUGUGUCUGUUUCAUGUCUGUAUGUUGUAGACCGUCAAUCUCUGUGCUGCCCUGCUGGGAAGAAAAUAAAUGGUUUCUCUUUUCAUCUUCACUUUAUUUUAUUUCU
This is a messenger RNA of Leucoraja erinaceus (little skate), 3320 nucleotides long. Its product is annotated as potassium voltage-gated channel subfamily C member 1-like. Gene Ontology annotation, cellular component: dendrite membrane; voltage-gated potassium channel complex; neuronal cell body membrane. NCBI's taxonomy places the organism in Eukaryota, Metazoa, Chordata, Chondrichthyes, Rajiformes, Rajidae. The record is from RefSeq and is a predicted model, not a curated record. The transcript is spliced from 4 exons. Gene Ontology annotation, biological process: protein homooligomerization; potassium ion transmembrane transport. Bases 491 to 2269 code for a protein of 592 amino acids. Gene Ontology annotation, molecular function: delayed rectifier potassium channel activity; protein binding.